UGUUAAGAGGCGGUGCUGCCAAAGGGCCUGUUGGGUGUUGUAGUCUGACGUUUGUUGGGCGGGAGUUGCCCACGUCGGCCGGACCACUAGUCCCGUGGUGCCCCGCGGGAGGCCGCGCAGGCGCAGUGAGUCAGUGCCGGUCGGUCUUGUGGGCUGAGGGGCAGCGGCUUAGGCUCCGGCGUCUGCAGGGGUCGCCGAGCUAACCCGUGGCUAGGCGAGUGGGGCGGGGCGGCCGGCACCAUGUCGAGGCAGGCGAACCGUGGCACCGAGAGCAAGAAAAUGAGCUCUGAGCUCUUCACCCUGACCUAUGGUGCCCUGGUCACCCAGCUAUGUAAGGACUAUGAAAAUGAUGAAGAUGUGAAUAAACAGCUGGACAAAAUGGGCUUUAACAUUGGAGUCCGGCUGAUUGAAGAUUUCUUGGCUCGGUCAAAUGUUGGGAGGUGCCAUGACUUUCGGGAAACUGCGGAUGUCAUUGCCAAGGUGGCGUUCAAGAUGUACUUGGGCAUCACUCCAAGCAUUACUAAUUGGAGCCCAGCUGGUGAUGAAUUCUCCCUCAUUUUGGAAAAUAACCCCUUGGUGGACUUUGUGGAACUUCCUGAUAACCACUCAUCCCUUAUUUAUUCCAAUCUCUUGUGUGGGGUGUUGCGGGGAGCUUUGGAGAUGGUCCAGAUGGCUGUGGAGGCCAAGUUUGUCCAGGACACCCUGAAAGGAGACGGUGUGACAGAAAUCCGGAUGAGAUUCAUCAGGCGGAUUGAGGACAAUCUUCCAGCUGGAGAGGAAUAACCAUCCCUACAACUCGAGGAUAGCCAUCAGGAGCACUGUUGGAAUCAGCAGGCCUCUGUGCUCCCUCUGCCCUCCAGAACUCAGUGACUCUUGAACAUGGAUGUUAUAUAUUCUUAUAACCUGUUUCCAUUCUCCAUUCAAAUAAAGAGCAGACUGCGAUAUAGUCCAUUUACCCCAUGUGUGCACAUUCAGGAGCAACAGUCUCUGCCCCCAUUCCCUUGAGAGGGGCUGGAUGUAAUCACCCUUGGUUGGACUAGAAAGAGCUCAAACCAUUUUACAUUCCUGUUUGAAUUUUUCCAAAGCAAAACUCACUUUGACCCCAUUAAGAGGCAAGCCUGGCACAUCUAUCCCUGGGCCUUUAGAAAGCCAUUUGCCUCAAAUGGCUAUAGGGUUGUGGGGUGGAGGGAGGAAGGUCUGGGAGGGAGUGGGGAGGAAUUGCUAGCUGUAGUGUGACACAUUGUAGUGUUUGCCAGGAAAGGAGCCAGUCAUGCCGGAAACACUGACUUCUGGGAAGCCACCCAGGUCUCAUUCCUCCCUGCUGUUGGAGGCAACAUCUCCUCUUUUUACAGAGGGUACAUCCUUUUUUCUUACAAAUUCUUCAAUAAAGACACAUUCUUGAGUGAAA
Molecule: messenger RNA, 1408 nt
Organism: Gorilla gorilla gorilla (western lowland gorilla)
Lineage: Eukaryota; Metazoa; Chordata; Mammalia; Primates; Hominidae
Gene: TRAPPC3
Product: trafficking protein particle complex subunit 3
Exons: 5
Coding region: 241-783 (180 amino acids)
Biological process (GO): Golgi vesicle transport
Cellular component (GO): TRAPP complex
Source: RefSeq, a predicted model, not a curated record